Messenger RNA from Silurus meridionalis, 1465 nucleotides. RefSeq names its product thyroid hormone receptor interactor 13 (gene trip13). Gene Ontology annotation, cellular component: chromosome; nucleus. Gene Ontology annotation, molecular function: ATP binding; ATP hydrolysis activity. NCBI's taxonomy places the organism in Eukaryota, Metazoa, Chordata, Actinopteri, Siluriformes, Siluridae. The record is from RefSeq and is a predicted model, not a curated record. The coding region runs from base 68 to 1357 and encodes 429 amino acids. Gene Ontology annotation, biological process: meiotic recombination checkpoint signaling; reciprocal meiotic recombination. The transcript is spliced from 14 exons.
CGGGGUUGUUUUCCGGGUCAAUAAUUGGGCGGGAUUUUCAGUCAGAGUAGGCUAGCUGCGCCUGAGGAUGAAUGCGGAGAAAAUGGAGGUCAGUCAGAAUUCCCAUCAGCCUCCCUGUGAGGACAAAACCGAAGUUCACAUCGAAGUUCAGGUCAAAUCUCAGAGCACGGCUCGACGGACUGAAGUAAGGACGCAUGUUAUGGCACUGCUCGAGCGACACAGCCUCGUCAUGGGCUCCUUCAAGUGGACUGAUUUUGACGACGACUUUCUGACUCAAAAUGUUCAGUCUGUCGCCAUAGUGGAUGUCGAAGAACAGGCACCUCUCGAUUUGAAGAUGAGCCAACUGUGCAUUCACAUCUUCUCUCUCAACGAUGACGGACCUAGCACCCUCAACCUUGAUGAAGAGGAGGCGCUAUCUGCAGCCAAUCACUGGCUCCUGCCAGCUGCUGAGUUCCAUGGGAUCUGGGAGAGCCUGGUUUAUGAGGAAGGAAUCAAAACACAACUCUUGGAUUAUGUUUUGACAGCAAAUCUCUUCUCUGACAAAAACAUUGACAGCAAUCUGGUUGCCUGGAAUCGUGUUGUGUUGCUUCACGGACCUCCGGGCACGGGGAAGACGUCUCUGUGCAAAGCGCUGGCACAGAAACUCUCCAUCAGACUCUCAGAAAGAUAUUCAUACGGGCAAUUCGUAGAAAUCAACAGCCACAGUUUAUUCUCGAAAUGGUUUUCAGAGAGCGGAAAACUUGUCACAAAGAUGUUUCAGAAGAUCCAAGAGCUAAUAGAUGAGAAAGAAGCCCUUGUUUUUGUCCUUAUUGAUGAGGUGGAGAGUCUAACAGCAGCAAGAAACGCUUCUCAGGCUGGGACCGAACCUUCAGAUGCAAUCCGAGUGGUCAACUCUGUUCUUACACAGCUGGACCAGAUUAAACGACAUCCGAACGUAGUGAUCCUCACCACCUCAAACGUAACGGAGAAGAUAGACCUGGCGUUUGUGGACAGAGCAGAUAUAAAGCAGUAUAUUGGCCUGCCAAGUGCCCAAGCCAUCUUUAACAUUUACUUGUCGUGUUUGGAGGAGCUCAUGAAGCGGCAAAUCAUUUACCCACGGCAGCAGCUGCUGAACCUUGAAGAGCUUCAUACAUUGGAUUAUAUUGAGAGCGAAGUGACCGAGCUCAGUCUGCAUCUGCAGAGAAUUGCAGAGAAGAGCGUGGGCCUAAGUGGGCGCACUUUACGGAAAAUUCCCUUUUUGGCUCAUGCGCUUUACGCAAAGACUACUGUGAUGACAGUCGAGCGAUUUCUUUGCGCCAUGGAUAAAGCUGUGGCUCAUCAGAUGAGGGAACGGGAGAAGCUGGUUAACAGUGUAUGAGCGAAAGCUGAGGGCUGAAGGUUACCAUCGAAUCAGUUCACUGUUCUGUCUGUCACUGGUGGUAGCUGUUAAUAACUCCACGUUAAUGAAUCACCGUUGAUUAAUUUA